UCGUCCUACGGUAGCUGCCGCUGCGGCAACAUCAAGUCAUCGUCCAAAGUAGACCCCAUAACCACAACCGCCUGCCGCUGUCUCGACUGCCGCAAAGCAUCCGGCAGUGCCUUCGGUGUAAGUAUCCUAGUCCCUGCCGCCGCCUUUGCAUGUGACAAGGGCACGCCGACAGACUACACCAGCACAUCUGACAGCGGCAACGAGUUCGUCAACCACUUUUGCGGGACCUGCGGCGUAGCGCUCUGGGCUGACGGGACGUCUUCCCCGUUCAAAUUCGUCAAGACCGGUGUUUUGGAUGAUCUUGCCGCACUGGACAUGUCGAAGCCCGCUGCCAAAAUAUAUACCUGUCGACGUGCCGGGUGGUGA
This is a messenger RNA of Colletotrichum paranaense, 366 nucleotides long. RefSeq lists its product as uncharacterized. The transcript has 2 exons. The annotation marks the transcript as partial. Gene Ontology annotation, molecular function: carbon-sulfur lyase activity. The record is from RefSeq and is a predicted model, not a curated record. Lineage: Eukaryota; Fungi; Ascomycota; Sordariomycetes; Glomerellales; Glomerellaceae.